Molecule: messenger RNA, 1036 nt
Organism: Paramecium sonneborni
Lineage: Eukaryota; Ciliophora; Oligohymenophorea; Peniculida; Parameciidae
Source: the annotation of a GenBank genome assembly
AUGGAUUAAUGGAAGAAUUCUAAUAUCCUACCAAAAUCGACAAAUACGAUAAAGGCUGAAAAUUAUUCAUCUAUAUUAUUUAGUAAUGAGCAUCUUUUUGAAUUAUGUUAUUGGAAGUACUAAGAUGAUGUAAUUGAUCCAUUUAGAACUACUGAUAAUAUUUUAAUGCCAAUUGGAAUUUAUAUAAUUGCUGGAAUUCCUUAAAAGCCCUUUUCUUUGUUAAGUAAUUCUUCAACACUAUCAACCUACAAAAGUAAUUUAAUUUAUGUCGAAAACUUGAACAUAAUUUAGAAUAGUGAUUUUAAUCCUUUAUUUAACUAAACAAAAGAAUUGCUUAUUGUUAUUACUAAAUGUAAUAAAUAUUUGUUAUCUGAAAAUUAAACUUGUGCAAAUGAUGAUGAAAUUGAAAAUUUCUUUAUUUAAUAAAGUAAGGUCUUAAAUUUUUGGAUUAAUACUAAGUAUUUUAAUCCAAAAAAUUAAAUUUUUGAUGUAGUAAAAAAAUAAUAUUAUUUAUCAUUUGAAAAAGAAAGAGCAUAAUAAAUAUAAUUAAUUUUGAAACAAUAAAAAACUAUCGUUGAUACAGGAAUCUUAUUUGGAGACUUUGAAGAAUAAAGUUAUAUAUUUGAUGCUCAAUUUUUAAUGAGUACUAUCUCUAGUGACUUAUUUUACAAAUUUAUUCAUAUGGAAACAUUUUUAGCAUUUACAAUAAGAUUAGAUCCAUUCUCUUAUGAUACUUAAAUAGUUUAUCCUAAACUUGGUGAACUAUUAGCAUAAGUAGGAUCAAUUGUUAGUAUAAUAAUGAUGGUAUAGUAUGUAGCCUAUUUUUACAAUGAGUAUUUAUUAUAAAGUUCCCUUGUUGAGAAUGUUUUAAGAAGUUACAUUAUCAAUUAUGAUUCACUCAAAGAAUCUUCAUUAAAAUCUAAUUAAGUUACAUUUACUAAAUUAUAAAAACUAGCUAAAGAAAAGUUAGUAUUUACUAACAUUAUAAAUGAACUAUCAAGGAUUUAAUUAUUUUUAUUCAAAAAUUUUGACAGUA